UGCAUUACCACCUGCAAGCUGCCUGGCUCCCACAGGGACUCUCCCUGCCACUGAUUCGUUAAUAAGAUUUCAUUAACCAAAAUAAAUCUGGAGCUCGUGUGCUAAUUAGCAGGCACUGCACACGCAGCCCCGCACAUCGUGUCCGCGCUCCUUUACCAUCGUCUUUCUAUGCCCCCUCUAGCUGUGCCCCCUGGAGAGCUCACAGUCAGACCUGCUUCCUGGGCGCCUGGGAGACCCGCAGAGAAAACCCAGGUGGGGAGCGCGCUGCACAAGGGCUGCGGUGCUGAUGCAGGAGCUGUGUGUUCGGAUGAGACUUCAGAUGAAGACCUUGUGCAACUUCGGUGAGCACAGUCCAGCCACUGGGGCAGAAGCAACUAUCAGAAACCGCCUUAGACAGUUCACCUUUGGCCAUGCCCCCAGCUGCAGUUCGCUACACAGAACGAAUUCCUCCCAACUGGAGGCCUCCUCUUCAGGGUGACAAUUCCACAGGUGCCGCUAAUAUCCUUUGUGUAAGCUGAUGACCUUUCAGUGACCUAGGAUAUAUAUGUCACAUUUCAAUUGGGGGGCCUUGUCCCGCCCUGUCAACAGAAGCCCUCACUGAAUGCGCGAGCGUCACAUUUCACAGUCCUAGGGUAACAGGCAUCGCUGAUUCCUCGGGCUGCCCCACGGAGAUAUGGCCAUGGUGGCUGGAGGCUGGGGAGACCCGAACGGAGACACCAACGGGGUGGACAAGGGUUACCCCAGGACCUCCGAAGAGGACUCGGUGUCGCCCCAAGGCGGGGUGAGCGACCAGGAGCACGGGGACGAGGACAAACCGGGCAUCCAGGUGGACUGCACGGUGUGCGGGGACAAGUCCAGCGGGAAGCACUACGGGGUCUUCACCUGCGAGGGCUGCAAGAGCUUCUUCAAGCGGAGCAUCCGGAGGAACCUGAGUUACACCUGCAGGUCUAACCGAGACUGUCAGAUUGACCAGCACCACCGCAACCAGUGCCAGUACUGCCGCCUGAAGAAGUGCUUUCGCGUGGGAAUGAGGAAAGAAGCUGUCCAGAGAGGCAGGAUCCCCCCCACCCACUCCAGCACCAGCCCGAACGCCAUGCCCAGCGGGGAGUAUUACAACGGGCAGCCGGUCUCGGAACUCAUCUCCCAGCUGCUCCGGGCGGAGCCCUACCCGACUGCCCGCUACGGCUCGCAGUACGCCCAGCAGGGCAGCGUGAUGGGCAUCGACAACAUCUGCGAGUUGGCGGCCAGGCUGCUCUUCAGCACGGUGGAGUGGGCCCGGAACAUCCCUUUCUUCCCAGAACUGCCGGUCUCGGACCAGGUGGCCUUGCUGCGCUUGAGCUGGAGUGAGCUGUUCGUCCUCAACGCCGCGCAGUCGGCCCUGCCGCUGCACAUGGCCCCCCUGCUGGCCGCGGCCGGCUUCCACGCCUCCCCCAUGUCCGCCGACCGCGUGGUGUCCUUCAUGGACCAGAUCCGGAUAUUUCAGGAUCAGGUGGAAAAACUGAACAGGCUGCAAGUGGAUUCUGCUGAAUACAGCUGCCUGAAGGCCAUAGCCCUCUUCACGCCAGAUGCCUGCGGCCUCUCAGACCCUGCCCACGUGGAGAGCUUGCAAGAGAAAGCUCAGGUGGCCCUGACCGAGUACGUCCGGGCCCAGUACCCGUCUCAGCCCCAGCGCUUUGGCAGACUCCUGCUGCGGCUCCCGGCGCUCCGGGCGGUGCCGGCUUCGCUCAUCUCUCAGCUCUUCUUUAUGAGACUGGUGGGGAAGACGCCCAUCGAAACACUAAUUAGGGACAUGCUGCUGUCUGGGAGCACGUUCAACUGGCCUUACGGGACAGGGCAAUAGGAGACAGCAGGAAUUCUCCCCUCGCGGUCCCAGACGCAGCUCGGGAAGCCCAGCCCGUUCCACCAGAAACCCUUCCUAGCUGGGCCUUUUGCUGAGCGGUUCCUGCGAGGCCAGAGGCUCAGGCCUGCGCGGUUCUUUUCCAGGCCGGAAUCACAGACAGUGUGGUCCCCCACCCACGUGGCAACAUUAGUUAGCGCCUUGCCCGGGUGUUGCCCGUCAGCACACACGGAACCCCCUCCCCACCCAUGGAGUGGAUCAGCAAAGGGAUGGAGCCUUUACUUUUCUGGGAUGACUUUUCAGAGGGCUACGGGAGAUGGCUCUGGACAGAUGUUGUUUGGCUCCAGUCAUCGGGGGGGGUCGUGCGGUCGGGAUUUGAACUUUAUUUUUUCCUUUUUAGAAAAACCUCUCUGAAGGCAAGGCAGGCUCGAACUCCUGUCCCUGGGGUACCGGACAGCAGAGGUGGGAAAUGACUGUGGGCUAUUCUGCUGCUCUGCCUGUUGCCUCUGAGCCAGUCCGGGGCGACCGGGGCUGCAGGCCUCUCCUCCCCCCAUAUCAGAUAAAAUAGCCAGCAGCCGUCUCUGGCAAGAACGUUUUGAGCCCUAGAAAGUAGACCGGGGGGAGAGAGCGAGGGGCCUGUCCCCUAGCCAAUGGCAGACAAUUAGAGGGAAUAACAGAACUACCCAGUGUCAGACGGGUUAAAACAACCCAGUUGGGGAAGGGAGAUAAAGCCGUAUGCUCCAGGGAUGAGCCAGGGACAGGGGAAGGAAGAAGAGGGUCACGUUAGGCCUUCGCGUGGGUUCUUGCAUCAUCUCCGCUUUCAAAGCCAAAGGGACCAUUCUGCCGUAUCUGAGCUGCAGCCCCCAGGCCCGCUGCUGUCACCCAGUCAUUCCUGCAUCUAACGCAACGACUAGGGAGAACCUAGGUGCUGGCCAUGGGCUGACCAGGCUACUGGGCUAGAAAGGCCACAGGUCAGAUCCAGUCUGGCCUUCCACGGGGGAAUUGUUCCCUGGACCGGGCGCUCCACUGCUUUGACCUGCCUGCUUCCCUCGACCCCUGCAGGCAGUGGCGCUUCCCUGCCGUUCAGCCCAAAUUCACCUUGGCUCUAGCUACCUGAUUCCUGGCCCGGUGCGGAGACAGUAUGUGGGGGGGGGAGCAUUUCCUAUAUAACAGAUGACUUCCCCCCUCCCCUCCCAUUCAUUUCACCACUCUAUAUUUUACAUCGCCCAGCUCAGCUCAAGCCAGUCCCGCUCCGCCUGUGAUCCUGUCGGGGAACGUUAGCAGCCGCUUUACACCACAGACCCUUGUAUAUAGGAAACAGCGUCUUCCCCCCCCCCCUUCCUUUUUUUCAGACACACAGCUAUUUCCCUCUCCUAAUUCUGCUGAGCCUUUGAGGAGAGGUAGUGAGCUUGAAGGCUGCGAACAUCUGAAGCAGAAUCUCUGCAUGGCAAAAUAAAAAGCAGGCGGCAGUUAUUAAAUCCAGGCCAGGUAGUGGGUAAAUCACUCUUUGCAAGGGCAGGGCUGGCCCAGAUUCAGGGUUAUGCGCUAAACCCGUAAGUGGGGCAUGGUUUAUUUGUCCUGUUGCAAUUGCUGGUACCCGUGGGAAUUGCUGUUGCAGAAAAGAACCUAGUGUGGGGGGGUCAGUGCAGAGCGAGGCAGAUCUGGGGCAGACCUCAUUCCUGGAACCGAGUGGCCUCUGCCGCACUAGCCACGCUGCUCCCCAGUGCUGCCUCAGUUUCCCACCUGCUCCCCAGUGAUGCAAGCCUGAGUAUCCUUGCUAUAAACAGGCUCAGCACAGACAUCGGAUCUCUGUGUAAACAAAAGAAAGCCAGAGGGGUGGUGGACUUGUCAUUUAGAGCGAGCCCUGAUUCUAACCCCAUUAACUGAAGUCAAUGCAGAUGUUUCUUAGGAAGGGGGGCUCUGUUUGGAGGGGAGGGGGGGAAGGCGCUGGCCUUCGACCAUACGUGCUGGGGUGGGAAUGAGCUGCCUGGAUUUUGAAUACUUGCCUCCCCCACUUCCGUAUAGAUUGCAGGAGACUUUUCAGCACAGCAGCCGCACAAAUCUUUGAUCCAACUCCCCUAAAAACGCCUUCCAAGGAGCGAUCUUGUUUCCGUCUCCGAGGGGGCAGGAGCGUGACGGAGGCUCUCCAUUAAACACACUGGCACCCACUGAUUUUUAAAGGCUAGAGAAACAGCUGCUUUGCAGCCACCUUGCGGAUUCACUUUGCCUGGAGUUAAGCCAUGGUUGCAAGGUGCCUGGGAGCUACGAAGCGCUAAAUGUUGUUAUUACACAUGCACGUUGCUGCGCCAAAGCGCGCUCCUACUGAGGAGGCGAA
Molecule: messenger RNA, 4172 nt
Organism: Terrapene triunguis (Three-toed box turtle)
Lineage: Eukaryota; Metazoa; Chordata; Testudines; Emydidae
Gene: NR2F6
Product: nuclear receptor subfamily 2 group F member 6
Exons: 6
Coding region: 674-1840 (388 amino acids)
Biological process (GO): negative regulation of transcription by RNA polymerase II; cell differentiation; anatomical structure development
Molecular function (GO): nuclear receptor activity; zinc ion binding; RNA polymerase II cis-regulatory region sequence-specific DNA binding
Source: RefSeq, a predicted model, not a curated record